Molecule: messenger RNA, 543 nt
Organism: Helobdella robusta
Lineage: Eukaryota; Metazoa; Annelida; Clitellata; Rhynchobdellida; Glossiphoniidae
Exons: 3
Coding region: 1-543 (180 amino acids)
Source: RefSeq, a predicted model, not a curated record
AUGAAGAAGUUCAGAAAAAAGUUACUGAAUUGGGGUCUCGUGGCCGAGUGGUUAGCGUGUCCGUCUACCACUCCCACGACCCGGGAAGAGAUAAAGGACAUGAUUUCUACACAACAGAAUAAAAUGUUGCAAAGACUUGAUGUUCACAGCAUUGAAAUAUCUACACUGAAUGAAAAAAUAAACAAAUUACCUUUUAAUAAUUCUGUGUUGGCUCCUUCUAAAAUGAAAAAAUGUUCAACUCCUAGUGAAUCUGAGAUCAUUUUACAAAAAACAUCUGUUUCUAAACCCUGGGUGGGCAUUCCUAUUUCUCAGUUAUCUAAUUCAGAUAAAGAUGUUAAAAUUGAAAGUAACUCAAAUCUAGAUUCUGUUUCUCAUGUUGAUAAAAUUGAAUUUCCUAGUUUAAUUCAAGAUUCCAAUAAUAAUAUGAACUCUGGUGCUGAGGAUAGUGAUGCUGGGUUUCAAAAUGUCACAAUCAGACGUAGAGGUACUAAACGACCCCAACUCUGCUUUCAGAAUCUGUAUACUGGAAAGUCAGAAAGAUAA